Ictalurus punctatus (channel catfish) is the source of this 1254-nucleotide messenger RNA. RefSeq names its product claudin k (gene cldnk). Lineage: Eukaryota; Metazoa; Chordata; Actinopteri; Siluriformes; Ictaluridae. The transcript is spliced from 2 exons. The coding region runs from base 313 to 963 and encodes 216 amino acids. The record is from RefSeq and is a predicted model, not a curated record. Gene Ontology annotation, molecular function: structural molecule activity. Gene Ontology annotation, cellular component: plasma membrane; bicellular tight junction. Gene Ontology annotation, biological process: bicellular tight junction assembly; cell adhesion.
CUCUCUCUCUCUCUCUCUCUCUCUCUCUCUCUCUGCUCUGUACUGUUCAGUCUUCAGUGCAGCUCGACUCACACUGUCCGGAUCUGCGGAUCACCUCGUACCUCGAUCACCUUCAUCAGAGCAUCAGAAGCACCUCUACCUGACGAGAAGUGGAGCAAGAUCCAGGUUCAGUUGACCCACGUUCAGGAUUGAGGAGUCUUGCUAAUGCUGAAAAGCUUCUUCAAUUUCAGUUGAAGGGUUUUUUUUUUUCGUGGACCCCCCAAAAAAUAAAUAAAAGCAAAAUCACACACGCUUCAGACACAGAAAGUCAGCAUGGCGACGACGGGCAUGCAGCUCCUGGGAUUGGUCAUGUCUAUCAUCGGCUGGGUGUGCGGCUUCCUGGUGUGUGUGCUGCCCAUGUGGCGCGUCACGGCGUUCAUCGGCAACAACAUUGUGACGGCGCAGAUCACGUGGGAGGGCCUGUGGAUGAACUGCAUCGUGCAGAGUACUGGCGAGAUCCAGUGCAAGGUGUACGACAGUAUGCUGGCGCUACCCAGUGACAUGCAGGCGGCGCGUGGCCUCACCGUGCUCUCCAUCCUGCUCUGCACCCUGGCGCUGACCCUCGGCGUACUGGGCAUCAAAUGCACCAAGUGUGUGGGUCAGCCGAGCUUUGAGGCACGGCUGGCUCGCAUCUCCGGUAUACUCUUCGCCAUUGCAGGGUUCCUCUACCUCGUGCCCGUGUGCUGGACGGCCCACUCCAUCAUCAAGGAUUUCUACAACCCGUACGUCGCGGCGCCGCACAAGCGUGAACUCGGCCCUGCGCUCUACCUGGGCUGGGGAGGCUCGGGAUUGCUGCUCAUCGGCGGAUCUCUGCUCUACACUGGCUCAAGCCCACCCGGCAUCCCCUCAUCGCCCACCUUCAGCAGCGGAGAGAGCAGCCCGCGCCGGGCCGGGGGAAGCACGCAGGUCAAAGGUUAUGUUUAACGAGCGAGACCGACUGCAGUCGAGCCCAUACCAAUCCCCUCUGCUAGCUUUCCCCAUCAUCAUACAUUCCAGUUAAUGUUAAUGUAUUUUUUAUGAUUCACUGUUAGUCUUAAUGCCUGACUCUGAAGAGGCAAUGAAGGGUGUGAAGAAAAAAAAAAAAGGUGUAAUUAUUUAGUUUUUCAUCCUCUUGUGUUGUAUAACCUUGUCUCUCUCUCUCUCUCUUUCUCUCUCUCUCUCUCUCUCUCUGUAUUUAUUCAUGUAUGGAAAAAAAUAAAGACAUCCUACAAAGCC